AUGUCAUUCAGAUACAGUAUUGAUAGUAAAAUGACAACGAAAUCUAAUAAACUCACAAAUACUACAACAAAGCUACCUUUAAAUAUACCAAAAUUUUUUCUUAUUUAUUUUGCUGCCGAUAAUACUACAGUUAUUCUAUCCAAAGAAGACUUUAUUAAUUACAAAAGUGAAGGUUUAGUUGGAGAUACAGUUAAAGUCAAGUAUGGCAAUGAGAUAUUCAGUGGUAAAAUAUUAUUUGCUGCUGAUGAUAAAAAAUUAGUUGAAUCAUAUACAACAGUAUCAACAUUUGCAUCAAGAAAACGUCAGCGAGUGAGUGAAACACCACCAAAAUGUGUCGCACCAAUAAAUCCUUCUACAAAUGAUGAAAUUUCUUUUUAG
Molecule: messenger RNA, 378 nt
Organism: Didymodactylos carnosus
Lineage: Eukaryota; Metazoa; Rotifera; Eurotatoria; Philodinida; Philodinidae
Source: the annotation of a GenBank genome assembly